Messenger RNA from Alligator sinensis (Chinese alligator), 3508 nucleotides. RefSeq names its product unc-93 homolog B1, TLR signaling regulator (gene UNC93B1). The annotation marks the transcript as partial. Gene Ontology annotation, biological process: toll-like receptor 3 signaling pathway; toll-like receptor signaling pathway; toll-like receptor 7 signaling pathway. Gene Ontology annotation, molecular function: Toll-like receptor binding. The transcript has 10 exons. NCBI's taxonomy places the organism in Eukaryota, Metazoa, Chordata, Crocodylia, Alligatoridae. The record is from RefSeq and is a predicted model, not a curated record. Gene Ontology annotation, cellular component: lysosome; endosome.
CUCCCGGGGGGCGGGAGCAGCGGGACCCUCACGGCCGCCCAUCCGUCCCCGCAGCUGGACGACUUCGUGGGCGCGCACCCCGACUACGACGAGGAGGAGGAGGAGCGCAAGUACUUCCGCCGCAAGCGCCUCGGCGUGCUCAAGCCCGUGGUGGCGGCCAGCCUGGGCGGCAUGCUGACCUACGGCGUCUACCUGGGCCUGUUGCAGAUGCAGAUGAUCCUGCACUAUGAUGAGACUUACCGAGAGGUGAAAUACAGCAACAUGGGGCUCCAGGACAUCGACAGCAAGAUGCUGAUGGGCAUCAAUGUCACUCCCAUUGUGGCUCUGCUGUACACACCCAUCCUCAUCAGGUUCUUUGGCACCAAGUGGACGAUGUUCCUGGCCGUGGGAAUCUACGCACUCUUCGUCUCCACCAAUUACUGGGAGCGCUACUACACACUGGUGCCUUCAGCUGUGGCAAUCGGCAUAGCCAUUGUACCCCUCUGGGCCUCCAUGGGCAACUACAUCACUCGGAUGGCACAGAAGUACUACGAAUAUGUGAAUUACAAGGAGGAACAUGUGCAGGAGCAGCACCGGGCACCACGUGGAGCCUACAAUUCCUAUAUCAUUGUCUUCCAGACCAUCUUCUAUGGCUGCUUUCAUCUGAGCUUUGUCUGCGCCCAGAUGCCCAUGGUCUUCUUCCUGAACAAAUUUCUGUAUGAGCUGAACCACACACUCUCCAAUGUCCAGAGCUGUGGCACCUUGAGCAAAGGGAUGCUUCCAGGUUUCAACACCACUGUGCUGCAAGGCCUGCCACGCAGCAUCAACCUCAUUGUGGUGGAGAGUGUCCUCAUGGCUGUGGCUUUCCUCUCCAUGCUUAUGGUGCUGAUCCUGUGUGGCUCAGCCUACCGCCCCACAGAGGAGAUUGACCUGCGCAGCAUUGGCUGGGGUAACAUCUUCCAGCUGCCCUUCAAACACAUGCGGGACUACCGCCUGCGCCACCUCUUCCCUUUCUUCAUUUAUAGUGGCUUUGAAGUGCUUUUUGUCUGCACCGGCUUUUCCCUGAAUUACGGUGUCUGUGCCAUUGGGCUGGAGAACCUGGCUUACAUUCUCAUGGCAUACGGCUUCUCAGCCUCGGCCUGCUCCAGCCUGGCACUCUCCAUGCUGCGCCUGCCGCGCCACACCGUGCUCCUGGCUGGAGCCAUUGUCCAUGCCAUCCUGUUGAUAGGCCUGUUUUGUUGGGCGCCUAUGCCCCGGCACCUGGCUGAAGCACCCCUGCUCUACAUUGUGGCUGUCCUCUGGGGGCUUGGCAGUGCCCUGAACAAGACCGGCCUCAGCAUUCUCCUAGGGAUGCUGUAUGAGGACAAAGAGCGACAGGACUUCAUCUUCACCAUCUACCACUGGUGGCAGGCAUUGGCCAUCUUCGUUGUGUACUUGUGGGCAGGGCUCCCUAUGAAGGCCAAGCUGUCCAUCAUGCUGCUGACUCUUCUGGUGUCAGUGCUGUCCUAUGGCUGGAUGGAGCACAAGGUUGCAUGCCACAUCCAGCACCGUAUGCCAAAGAUCCCCAAGCCACGUCACAAGGUGCGAGGCUACCGCUACUUGGAAGCUGAGAACUCAGAUGAGACAGGCUCUGAGAGCGAGCGGGAACACGAGAGUGAUGGUGAAGGCUCCCAGGAGCAGCCCUGUGGCCCACAGCACCACCAGGACUGUGCCUACAAACAGGCUGUUGGGGAGGAAGAUGAGGAUCGCUUAGGGUAGGAGCUGCCCUAACCCUAGGCUCUGCUGCUUCUUCACCCCUGGCUCUAUACAUGGAGAAGGGCCUGGUGCUAGAUGGCCACACAGCCCUCUGCCCUGCUGGCCAUGGGAGCACCCUUACUAUGGUCAGACCAUGCUGAGGGCCCCUGAGGCACUUCCAGACUGAUCAGAGGGAGUAGUCAUAACCAGGAGCCCAGAGUUGCCAUUAGCUCAGCCCCAUAGCUCUCCUUGCCCUGGGUCAUGGUAAUGCCAGCAGCUGGACCUGGCUUUCACAGGCCCACAUCAGAUUUUGCCUGGACUCUGAGCUGCUCACAGCAGUCUCAGUGUGCCAAGGGGGGACCCUGGGCAGUGGGCAUACAGAAGAGGAAGCCUAUCUGCUUCUGCCCUGGCUGGUGUACAACGGGGUUGGGGUUUGGUACUACAUAUGUGGUUCUGUGUGUGGCUAUACUAAGGGUUCCCCCACGUCGAACAGUAUGACUGGCCCUAAGAAACCAUCCCUGGUGCCUUAUCAGUGCCAGUUCAAAUGAUGCCAGUUCUCACAGCCUGCUGCUCCCCAUUUCUGGCAGGACAAGGCUCAGACAAAGGGCCUGGAAAGCACUGUCUGCUGGUGUCAGGCCCCAAGACCCUGCAGCUGAGCCAUGCCCUCUGGAAGAGCACCAGAGGCCUGGCUGCCAUCUUUACUGGGGUGUCCCAAGCUGGGCACUAGUUUUCCACUGCCCCAUCUCUCAGCAGAGGAGCUAGGAUUUCUCCUGCUGGAAACCUCAUCCUGCUCCAGGGAGCAGGGAAGUACUUCAGCCUAUAGGCCAGGGGUGGGCAAAAUGCGGCCCGUGGGCCAGAUGCAGCCUGCCAAGCCAUUCUAUCUGGCCUGCAGAGCCCCUAAAAAUUUAGAAAAUUAAUAUUAAUCUGCCCUGGGCUGCCUGUCAUGUGGCCCUCAAUGGCUUGCCAAAACUCAGUAAGUGGCCCUCUGCCCAAAAUAAUUACCCACCCCUGCUGUAGGCUGAGGCCCUGGUGCCAGGAAAGGGUAGAUGAGAAGUCUGCCUACCCCCUGAACUUAGUUGCAUCCUACUUCACACUGUAAAGGCACUUCCCUCCCCCAAUAAAGUUCUGAUUCAGAGUUGCUGGCGCUGCGUGCAUGCAUCAGGUCAUUCGGACACUAUCAGCUGAAGACCACACUUACUUCCACAGACUGGCCUGGGCAUGUGGGAAAUUUAGCAGAGAAACCAGGCCCUGGAUUUGCACCUAGCUUCCUAGGGGGAGUAUGCAGACCCCAUAGCCCAGCCCCAACCUCUCUCGUGAUGUGCAUCAGCAAGGGAGGGUAAUGGCAUUCCAUCCAAAAUGUGUGAAAUGGAACGUGCUCUCUUGGCCACCAUUGUGAGGGGCAGGUUACUGCCACAUCCUUCAAACGCUGACUCAACCCUGAUUCUCAGGCCCUGGUGGCCCCAGGAAUGUGGGUGUACAGCAGUGUUCUUGUGCUAGAAGUGGGAAAGCUUCUCCUACUUUGGGACCUCAGGACUCACCACCAUUUUGUUUUGAGCAAUCUCCUGAGACACAUGCUCUUCUCCAAGCUGUGCCUCCCCUACCACCUAGCUUUAGGGACAGUGACUUUGCUGGGAUGUGGGCAAAUUGCAGGUGCAGCCCUACAUCUGACAAACUGCCUAAAGCCUAAUCUUGAGCCAAAGCCCACUAAGUGGCAGGGAGAUGACCACAGUUCAUUCAGGGAGAGACCACAGUUGGAGUACUGCGUGCAAUUCUGGGUGCCGCACUUCAGGAGGGA